AACUGAACUAUCUAAGGAAAACAGUGAGAGCAAAUAUUGCGCUGAGGGGAGCUUCUGAUUAGGAGACCUCCCUCCGGCCAGCCGGGCUACACACCUUCCCAGCAGAAGGGUGGUGGCUUGCUCUCGGAGGCCUGGGACCAGCAGCUGAAGCCAUGGCCACCACCACGUGCCAGGUGGUGGGGCUCCUCCUGUCCCUCCUGGGUCUGGCUGGCUGCAUAGCUGCCACUGGGAUGGACAUGUGGAGUACCCAGGACCUGUACGACAACCCAGUCACCUCGGUGUUCCAGUAUGAAGGGCUCUGGAGGAGCUGCGUGCAGCAGAGCUCGGGGUUCACCGAGUGCCGGCCAUACUUCACCAUCCUGGGCCUUCCAGCCAUGUUGCAAGCAGUGCGAGCCCUCAUGAUCGUGGGCAUUGUUCUGGGUGUCUUUGGGAUUCUAGUGUCCGUCUUCGCCUUGAAGUGCAUUCGGAUUGGCAGCAUGGAUGAUUCUGCCAAGGCCAAGAUGACGCUGACCUCUGGGAUCCUGUUCAUCAUCUCAGGAAUCUGUGCAAUUAUUGGUGUGUCGGUGUUUGCCAACAUGCUGGUUACCAACUUCUGGAUGUCCACAGCUAACAUGUACAGUGGCAUGGGUGGAAUGGUGCAGACUGUUCAGACGAGGUACACCUUCGGUGCAGCUCUAUUCGUGGGGUGGGUGGCUGGAGGCCUCACCCUAAUUGGGGGUGUGAUGAUGUGCAUCGCCUGCCGUGGCCUGACACCAGAUGAAAGCAACUUCAAAGCCGUGUCUUACCAUGCCUCUGGCCAAAAUGUUGCCUACAAGCAUGGAGGCUUCAAGGCCAGCACUGGCUUUGGGUCCAAUGUCAGAAACAAGAAGAUAUAUGAUGGGGGCGCCCGAACAGAAGAUGAUGAACAGUCUCAUCCUACCAAGUUUGACUAUGUGUAAUGCUCUAAGACACCUCCCGACUCAUGCAGAAGAAACCCUUCCCCAAGAAGAGCUCACCCCAAAACAAGAACAUUCUACCUUGUUCCAUUAUUGCUUUUGACUGACAGCUGGAAGCUGGUAAAGACUUAAUUUCAUCCAUGGGGAGGCUAGACAGUCUAGGCUGUGUUGUCUCUGUCUCUAAAUAUUCCAUCACAAAACAUAUGAGUUAUCAUUUAUGAGUUAGAGGCCAUAACAGCCAUGUAUCCCAAUCCUCUGCCUUUUCCUAUGAACUUUUAAAUCUGGUGAUAGAAUGUAACUUAACUCACUAACCAAUAUUUUAAUGACUUAGACAAACUUUCUUUCCUCAUAUUUAAUAAACCUGUUGAUGAUCUAUUUCCCAGCUUGACCCCCAAGAAAACUUUAAAAGGGAAAAAAUAGACUAAAAGGCAUUAUUUCCUACUAAUUUUGCUUUACCCACCCCCAACUUGACUAAAUAAAACUAAUGAACGCUGACUAAAGAAAAAAAGUAGAGGAGAGAUAGCUGUGAUCUAACCAGCCUUCCAUCUGAGUUGGCCACGUGUCUAUCUAAAACAUUAUUACCCCACUGGUUUUCAGGGGAGGCAAGGCAGCCUCUCUGCUUCUCUUGCCAUCUGCUGAUUUCAACAAGACCAUUCCAGAGCUUUCUACCUGAGGCCCUCCUUCUGUCAGAAAUUUUCCUUAGACAAGAAAGAAGUGGAUUUUCGUAACCUAAGUCCAAUGUACAGUUAUAAUAAAUAGUACAUUAGCAAAAUGCUAUAUAAUAUCUCCGUGAAUUAGCCUCACCCUUACAUAUGGAAACAUCUGGGGGGCAGGGAAUUAUUACUUGACUUUGUCUCUAUUGUACUCUAUAAGGUUCUACAUAAAUCCAAACUUCAUGAAAAGCUUACUGACCUGUUUUCUUUUGAGAUCUCCACAACCUGAGUACUCAUAGGUGCAGCCUUUGCAUUAAAAAAAAAAAUCAAAUCCCAAAUCCUAAACUAUUCCUUUUUUUCAAGAAGAAUAGUGAGCCUGUGCAUAGUUACAGUCACAGCCAGUUUACCGUGCCACUGCCUGGGCCCUGUUUUGUGGUUCUGACAGCUGCCUCAGAAAUUAAUAUGUGGGCCACACCCUUCUCUGUGCUUGUAGGACUGCCUUUUUGAGGAGAAGCAUGAACUCUAUCCCAGCAUGCAGCUGGAAUAGGCUCCCACAAAAUGGAGAUAAGGAUGCUCAUUAAAACCCACCCAGGCCCAGGACAGCAGUAGUAAGAGCCUGGCCGUGGCUUUGUUGUGGAGGAAAGGGCAGUCCUCACAUUAAUAGUGCAUAUGAAAAUAGCCUCCAGGAGGUCAGUGAAUACUCAGGGCUGGCUCCAGGGUAGCACACAGAGUCCUUCCCACUGGGACACCAGUGGUUUUAGGCUAUAUUGAAGAGGGCCAUCCUGAAACUCAUUGUCUGAGGUGGCAUAAUGAAAAAUGAACAGAUCAAACAAUUCAAGAGAAGAGGGAAAGAAGGAGGCAGAUGUGAGCAAUUGAGAGUGUGAAGGUUAAGGUUCUUGGGGUCCGAAUGGAAGGUCAUCCCUUUGAGACCGUGGACACAGUGAGCUUCCCUGGACCCCCACCUACCCACCCACCAGAAAGUCCCUGGUCAGAUUGGAGGCCGUGAGCACAGCUGUGUUUUCAGUUAGCAUUUCUCUAACAUGUCAUUGGUUGUUUUGGGGUGGUCUUUUUUUUUUUUUUUUUGGUUUUUCCAGACAGGGUUUCUCUGUGUAGACCAGGCUGUCCUGGAACUCACUUUGUAGACCAGGCUGGCAUCAAACUCACAGAUCUGCCUGCCUCUGCCUCCACAGUGCUAGGAUUAAAGGCGUGCGCCACCACCACUCAGCUUAACCCGUGAUUGUUUAAAAGCCUUCCCAUAGACUGUGCUUUGUCACCUUUUCAUUAUGGCUCUACCUUAUUGUAUGCAUUGAGUGCUAACCUCUAUAUUUUGUUACUUAAAUAUUAAAAACACUGUUAACUUCA
Messenger RNA from Mesocricetus auratus (golden hamster), 2950 nucleotides. RefSeq names its product claudin 18 (gene Cldn18). Gene Ontology annotation, biological process: bicellular tight junction assembly; cell adhesion. Bases 153 to 938 code for a protein of 261 amino acids. Gene Ontology annotation, cellular component: bicellular tight junction; plasma membrane. The transcript has 5 exons. Lineage: Eukaryota; Metazoa; Chordata; Mammalia; Rodentia; Cricetidae. Gene Ontology annotation, molecular function: structural molecule activity. The record is from RefSeq and is a predicted model, not a curated record.